GAGAGAGUGAAACCUUUUCAUCAUGACUGAUUUUCACAGCUGGUUCUUUGCAUCCUGGAUUCUCUGUUAUCUCACAAUUUCUAAAUGCAGCGACGGCAUUGUACAGGGUUUCGAGGGUGAGAGUGUCAUUUUGCCAUGCAAAUAUGACAGCAAAUAUCAUGGAAAAUGUCCCAUAUGCUGGAUGAUAGGAGACAUUCCCAAUAUGGGUUGUGGUAAUGAAAUUAUUGGAAGUGAUGGAGAUAAAGUGGUGAGGAAAAAAUCAUACAGAUACCAGCUGGGGGGAGAAAUACGGCAUGGAGACGUGUCUCUGACAAUCCUAAACAUUAAAAAAACAGACUCUGGCAAGUAUGGAUGCCGAAUACAUGUACCUGGACUGUUUAAUGAUGAGAUGUAUUACGUCCACUUGAUUGUUAAUGACGCCAUUAUUCCAACAACUUGGGAAACUACAUCCAUGUCAAGCAGCACAUCUGAGCAUGAAACCACAGGAGUUUUCAGCACUGCCAUUACAGAGGCACCUGGUCCAACCACACCAGAGCCUUUGGUAACCACUAGUUCUGGGCUUAUAACCUCUGAAUCACAGACCACUGAAACUUCAGGAGUGGAAACGAACACAACACAAGAGAGUUCUUCAAUCGUCAGUUCAACAAAUGCUCCUGAGAGCAGUACUAUUGGAUUUUGGCUCACUGGCACAACAUACGAAACCUCAUUUGAUCAUCAUGAAUCGUCCUCUGUGGAAAACAAAGAUAGUGUAAAUGCAUCAGCAGUGAUUGUGCCUGUCCUCCUGUUACUGUUGGCUUUGAUUGUCAUUGCUGUCAUUCUGAUAUUGAAGCACAAGAAGAAAACCAGAGCUGCAGUAGACAUAGCCCAGAACUCGGAGAACUCUGUCAUCUACAGUAACUCUGGCAGCAGUGUGGGCCUGUACAACAGAGAGAUGGCUGUGGAAAACAUCUAUCAAAUACAACCUGAAAAUGAAUAUGAACAUUAAUUCACAUUUACUAUUUACCUUUAAGUUGAUCAGUGUGGACUUCUUGUCUUCUGUUGUAUUUACACUGUGUGUGUAAUAAUGUGACAGCUAUUGCUGAUCAGAGAAAUUAUUGCUCUGGACUAACCUUACUCUGACGUCUAGUGGCUAACAUACUGCAACACUUUAUCGUUAUUAAAACUAAUCUAAGUUAACUAAUCAAAGUUAAAAUGUUUCAUUUACCACAUGUGUUUUGGGUCCACAGCUGCACAUUUCUCAACCUUUCCCAAGUUUCACAGCGUUUAUGCCAAUCCAGGGCUGCGGAAGUGCUGACGUGGGUUCAGAGAGGUCAUAAAACUGAAUAAAACAGAAACCAGAUGGUAAAGGAGGUCAUUAAAAUUCAAUAACCGAUUUAAAUUUCAAGGUCGAUAAAAACAAGUCAGAGCAGUGUUGAUAUCAGUGAUCAGUUAAAUUUUUCCAUUGAUAGUGACAGAUAAAAAUGUUCUUGGUUAAAAAAUAUAUUUGCCAACAAUCAUUAUGCUGGUUCACACCUCUUAUAACACUCAUAGACCACACUUAGGAAACUUCCUUCCAAUGUAACAAACCAAAAACAAACUUCUGAUUAAUUACAAUGCGGUCUGUCAGAAGAAUUAAUUUUGUUUCGCAAUGUGUGUACAUAAAGAGGAAAAGAUUUGUGCAAAUCUGUAAUCAGUAAACUAAAU
Molecule: messenger RNA, 1683 nt
Organism: Sinocyclocheilus grahami
Lineage: Eukaryota; Metazoa; Chordata; Actinopteri; Cypriniformes; Cyprinidae
Product: T-cell immunoglobulin and mucin domain-containing protein 4-like
Exons: 9
Coding region: 23-985 (320 amino acids)
Biological process (GO): cytoskeletal rearrangement involved in phagocytosis, engulfment; apoptotic cell clearance
Molecular function (GO): phosphatidylserine binding
Source: RefSeq, a predicted model, not a curated record